Molecule: messenger RNA, 3423 nt
Organism: Macrosiphum euphorbiae (potato aphid)
Lineage: Eukaryota; Metazoa; Arthropoda; Insecta; Hemiptera; Aphididae
Source: the annotation of a GenBank genome assembly
AUGAUAAAAAAGAGGAAACAUGAAUUGGUUGAUGCUACGACUGACCCAGUGGUGGCUCCGUUUGUAUGGGACCUGUGUUUGUUAUGCCAGAAGCAUUCAAAAGAGCGCUUAAUCAUUCCGAAGUAUGAAGGUUAUUUGACGAUGGCGAAGAAUCUUGGCAUUUUUGCUGAACAUGGUCAGCUUCCAAGUGGUAUAAGACAUUUGAAGCAGUUGGACGAUGGAAAUGGUGUUUUACAAACACUAGUGGCCCAUGCAGCAAAAUAUCAUAAAUCGUGUAAAAACAAAUAUGACAGUCAAAAAGCGGAAAGAAUAUCUAGUGAAAAGAAACAGAAAGGUCGGCCCCUUUACUCAGACCAAACUAAAUCUACAUCAAAAUUAACAAGAUCAUCAUUAUUUUGUUCAGAUUUGAAAAACGUGUGUCUGUUUUGUGAUGAAGGAGGCAAAGAUAAUCUUGUGAUUGCAUCCACUCUGGGUAUUGGUCCUACAAUUCAUAGUCAUGCUGUAAAAUUACAAGAUGAAAAACUGUUAAAGAAGUUAACGUCAACAGAUUUGGUAGCAUUAGAAGCCAAGUACCACAAACUAUGUUAUACUCGUUUUCUAACACGUGCAAGAGCUGCUGAGCGUUCUCAAAGAGAAGAUUACCAUAAUCCCGAAGAAGUUGUUUAUGGUACAGUUAUAACGGAGUUGGUUCAAUACAUGCAGGAUUUGUACUCAUUUAGUAGUAUUUCUCCAGUGUUUAAACUUUCUAGUAUUACAAAAUUAGUGAGCGAACGCAUGACUAACUUGGGAAUACAAACUGAAGAAAAGAAUAUUAAUAGAACACGUCUCAAGGAACAAUUAUUAGCAUUUACACCUGGCCUGAGAGCAGAUAAGUCAGGACGUGAAAUAAUUUUAAGUUUCGAAGGAGAUGUUGGCGAUGCCAUUCGUGAUGCCUGUGCAUUUAAUGACUUUAGUGAUGGUAUGUGUCUGGGACGUGCUGUACGUAUAUUACGAAGACAACUGUUUGAAGAUUUUCCUAAAUUUGAAGGAUCCUUUAACAAAUCAUUUACUCCUUCCGCAUCUGUACCUGCUGUUCUGAUUCAUUUUGUACGUAUGUUAUUAGAGGGUCCUAAUAUCGAAUCGGUUGGUUCAUCAGAAAAACCUGCAGGAAAUAAUGCAGAAUUGUCAAUUUCACAACUUAUUAGAUAUAACAGCAUUAAGCAUAAAAGAAAAGAAAAUGUUCAGAGUAUACGCCACUCUCUGGAGAGAGAAACACCACUCCCACUAUACGUAGGUCUCAUGAUUCACGCUGUCACUAAAAAGAAAAAAAUUAUAGAUAAAUUGUAUCGUUUGGGUUUGAGUGUUUCAUAUAAUCGAGUGCAAGAAAUAUCAGCCACAGUUACCAAUGAGUUAUGUAAAAAAUAUAAGGAAGAUGGUGUUCACCCGCCAAAGUUGUGUCCCAAUGUGUUUGUAACAUCAGCAAUAGAUAACAUCGACCAUAAUCAAUCUUCUUCUACCGCCGUUACUUCUUUCCAUGGGUCAAGUGCUACGAUUAUUCAGCAUCCCCGCAGUGAAGCAGUUACGGAGAUUUACGAUGACAGCAUUCGUAUUCAGCUGUGGAACAAACAAAUUAUCAAUGAUCUCCCUGAAUAUUACACUACACUUCCUGCAACUGGUAAAGUCAGAAGUGACCCACCUUUGACAACUGUCAAUCCACAAUACAUUGACCAUGAGCUUGCCUUCAACCCUAGGAAAGUUUUAAAUCCUUGGCUUAACUCUGUCCUGGAGAGAUUGUAUAUUGAUGACACACAAAGAAUAGAUUAUGUACCUAAAGUAUCGUUUGCUGCUUUUCAUGCACAAAAUGAACCUGGUGUUAGAAAAACAAGGUGUAAUGCCCCAUUGCUUCCACUUCUAAAUGACGAAAUUGCGACACCAGCAAUGGUACGGCAUAUGAUGGAUAUCAUAGUAAUAGCUACAGCAAAAUUAAAUGGAAAUCAAGCACCCGUGAUUACAUGUGACCAACCAGUAUAUGCUAUUGGGAAGCAACUGCAAUGGAAAUUUCCUGACAAGUAUGGAGAGGAUCGCAUCAUAUUCAUGAUGGGUGGUCUUCACAUAGAAAUGAUGGUCAUAAACUUACUUGGAAAGUGGUUAAUUGGCAGUGGCUGGACUGAAUUAGUAACAACGGCUGGUAUUGCAAGUUCUGGUGUUGCGGAAUCCUGCCUUACAUCGUCGCAUGUAAAAAGAUCUCGGUAUGCACACGAAGUUACUUUAACUGCGUUACAUUGUCUACAGGUACAAGCAUUCAACAAAGAAUGUGAAAAAAAUGUCAACACCAGCGGAGAAGGCAUUGAAGUGUGGAUUUUGUCUAAAACAUCUGAAUGUCCUCAGUUUCAGUAUUGGGACACAGUUAUCAAACUGGAGUCUCUUCUAGUGCAACUGAUAUUGAGUAUUCGUACAUCUAACUUUAAAAUGUACGUCGAUACUUUGGCUCAAUUAUGUCCAUGGACAUUUGCGUUGGACGCAGUCCACUAUUCUCGUUGGUUGCCAGUUUUCGUACGCACUCUACAGGACCUUCCAGAAAAACAUCCAGAUAUACAUGCUGAAUUUCUUCGUGGCAACUUUACAAGCACCAAAACUGCUAAACCAUUUUCUGCAAUAUCCGACGACCAGCUUCAUGAACACAAUAAUAAGUUUAUAAAGGGCGAAGGUGGAGCUAUUGGGAUUCUUGAUAAUGAAAAUGCUCUACUUAAAUGGAUGGUAUCAGGCCCUAGGAUCAGUUCUUUAAUUGAGGAAUUUGAAAAGAAAUCAUUUUUAAAAGAUGAAAAAGACGUGGGUGCAAAGCACCAUGAAGAUAAUAAUGCAUUUGAGAAAAGGUUUUUGACCCAUGUCAAAGAAAUGAUUAACGUCUUUACCGAAAAUGGAAAUCCGUUUGAAGAAACCGAUUUGGUGUCAAUAGGAAGUUCCAAAGUAAUUGCAAGUGUCGAAGCUGUAAAGUGUGUUACAGAAGCAUUUACUUUGGGACUACAACAGUAUAAUGAAUUUGUCGUGUCUCGUCUUAAUCUAGUACAAAAUUCAAUUCAUGAAAUUAUUCCUAGAACCAAUAUCAAAAUCUUCAAGACUAUAAAAAAAAAAACGGAUAAGGCAAAGUCUAAGAUUGCUAACUUGCGUAAAGACUCUAAUUUGUUCUGUAGAUUGUAUGUCGCAUCUGAAGCUCGGGAUGCAAAUAUUGAUGAUUUCUUUUCUCACGAAAACCAAAUGUACCCGCCAUCUAUAUCAGAAGAUGGAAAGCUCCGAAAGCCAACCAAUAAGUCUGAUAUUAUUGACUGCAUACAAACAAAAUGUGACAUUAGCUUUAAUGACAGCCAACCUAUUGUAACAGCCAAAAUGUUUGAUGGAGCAGCUGUAAUACACAUGCUUAAGUUUUAUAUACUGUUCGAAAGGUAA